AUGGUGACCAAGGGAGGUCCCGAUGGCGCCGGAAAGGGAGGUGCCGUCACCGUGACGGCCCUCGAGAAGGACCCGAUCAUGGAGUUAUCCUUCAAACAUUGGCACCCAUCUACCACGGCCGACCACACCCCGUUCGACUCGGCGCUGGUCGUCGACAUCUACGAGAAGCACAUCAAGGGCUCCGGCUUUAGCCCGAGGAAGAUUGUCAUUUUGGAGUUGAGCCAAUAUCUGGAGCGCUACCUGUGGGCCAACUACACGCCGGAGCGCGCUUCAAAUGCCCACAUCCUCUCCAUUGUGAUUAUGAUGAAUGAGAAGUUCCGGGAGCGCAUUUCCGCCUGGGAGUGCUUCACUCUGUCUCCGACGCAUUUUGUCGACUUCAUGUCCCGCGUCUGUGCGUUGACCCUCGAUGAAUCGCCGAGCAGCACCGAGCAGUGCCAACUACUACGCUUCCUUGUCAACGCCUUCAAUUCGGUGGAGGUCGACAUUGUCCGCGAACACGUCGGCAAGCUUACCCAUCUGGCAAUUUGGGAGAAUUUACUGCCGGAACAACGCGCCGACUACUUCAAGAAAAACAAGAAGCUCAAGAAAUACUACACAGUACUAGAGCGGCAAAUGAAAGAGAACGCGCCAAGCAUCCCGACCAAAUUCGAGCGCGAAUACCUCUGGAAAUUGAUCCAGCGUUUCGUCAAGACACUUCAAUCGGUUGAUGAUGACACGAAGGAAGUCGACAUUGCCGAAAUUCACUAUUGUGAGCGCUUCGUCGAGCUGCUGAUCGAUCUCGAAGCGCUGCUGCCGACAAGACGCUUCUUCAACGCUCUGCUCCAUUCCUCGCACGUGCUGGUUCACUGCGUCACGUCAAAGUUGAUUGAGACGGAAGCCGGCUCGCUGUUUUGCCAGCUCGUCACCAUGCUCAAAUUCUAUGCCCGGUUCGAAAUUGACGAGAUCACUGGACAACAACUUUCCCAGACAGAGGUGAUCGACCGGCACUACGACUACGUGGUGGCCCUGCAAAAGGCGGCGUUUAUUUACUUCAAGGAGAGCAUGUCCGACUUUUACCUGAUGAACAUCAGCUCGGUCGACACGCGCAAGGCACUCAGCGUUGUUUUUGAGCGGAUGAGCACCGAAGAGCUCUACCGUUUCGCCGACUACCUCCACCUGGUGCCGCACAUUGAGGCCGAGGACAAGGAAAACGCUAGCAAGCCUAACAUGGACAAAGCGUUUCUGGCUGAGGCCAUUACACUGCACUGCGAGCGGCGUCAAAACCAGCUGCAGCAGCUCAACGAGCAGCCACUGUUCCCCACCGAGGCCGUGUUGUGGAACGAGAAUCUCGUCCCGUACGAGCAUUUCUCGGGAGAAGGGGUGCUGGCGCUGAACAAGCUGAAUCUGCAAUUCCUCACGCUGCACGACUACCUGUUGCGCAACUUUAACCUGUUUCAGUUGGAGAGCACUUACGAAAUCCGCCAAGACCUCGAAGAUGUGCUGUUCCGGAUGAAGCCGUGGAGGCAUGAGUCGAAAGACGACGUCGUGUGGGGUGGAUGGGCCCGAAUGGCGUUGCCGCUGACGGAUAUGAAGAUUGUGGAGGUGAACAAGCCGAACGUCAGCGACAAGGCUCCAGCCCGCGUCCGCGCCGAGUUCACCGUCAACAUCGGCAAGCGGCACGACAUCCGGAACGAGUGGGAGGGACUCCGAAAGCACGACGUCGUUCUGCUGAUCUGCUGCCGCCCCAACGAGCCGGUCGGCACGAAAUACGACGUGCGCAGGCCGUUCAAAGAUCAGAUUGACGUCACCUACGUACGUGGUGGUGAGGUUGAGGGUAUGCUGGACGAUCAGGGGCAACUUAUUGAGGAGUACACAUCCUACGAACGAAAGCCGAAGAUCAAGGGCGAGUUCCGGCGCUACCGCAUCCUGCUCGACCCCAACCAGUACCGCGCUGACAUGGAGAAGACGGCGUUGCACGGGCAUGAGGACGUCUACUACACGUUCAAUCUAGUGGUGCGACGAGACCCGAAAACGAACAAUUUCAAGGCCGUUCUCCAAACGAUCCGCCAACUGCUCAACACCGAUUGUGUCGUGCCCGACUGGCUCCACGAUAACAUCCUCGGCUAUGGCGAUCCCGACUCGGCGCACUAUUCAAAAAUGGCUACCACGAUCCCCUCGUCCGACUUCAACGACACGUUCCUGUCGUAUGAACACUUGCGCGAGUCGUUCCCUGGCUACGAGAUAAAGCCGACAACAGAGGACAAGGCGCUGCUCAAGCCGCCCUUCAAGCUGACGUUCCGCGAUCUCGAUCGACGCCAAAAUGUUGACCAUAGCAAGACGGUCGAUGUCGAGCCAAUCAAACGAAUUUCCCGGACGCCUUAUCCGCUGAAUGUUCGCCAAAACGCGAUCAAAUUCACGCCCACGCAGAUUGAAGCGAUCAAGUCGGGUAUGCAGCCCGGUUUGACGAUGGUGGUCGGCCCGCCCGGAACCGGCAAAACCGACGUCGCCGUGCAGAUCAUCUCCAACAUCUAUCACAAUUGGCCCAAUCAGCGGACCCUUAUCGUCACCCACUCCAAUCAGGCGCUGAACCAGCUGUUCGAGAAGAUCAUCGCCCUCGACAUUGACGAACGCCAUCUGCUGCGUAUGGGUCACGGCGAGGAAGGGCUCGAGACCGAGAAGGACUUUUCGCGCUACGGACGUGUCAACUAUGUGCUCAAGGAGCGCAUCCGACUUCUUGGCGAGGUCGAGCGCCUAGCAAAGAGCAUCGGCCAUCCUGGGGACGUUGGCUACACUUGUGAGAAUGCCGGCAAUUUCUAUAAUUACGUGAUCUGCCUGCGAUGGAGCGAGUUCAAGAAGACGAUCGCUAAAGACCCGAAGAACCCGCUGGCCGUCCGCAACCAUUUCCCCUUCAACAAAUUCUUCGAGGACAUCGACUCGCUUUUCUCGGGCACCGCACACGACGAAGAAGUGGCCGAGUCUUGCUGGAAGCACAUCAGCCACAUCUUCAAGCAGCUCGCCGAGUUCCAGGCCUUUGAGAUGUUGCGCAACGGGCGGGAUCGCACAGAGUAUUUGCUGAUCAAGGAAGCAAAGAUCAUUGCCAUGACGUGUACCCACGCGGCCCUGCGCAGAGAAUACCUCGUUGAACUCGGCUUCAGGUACGACAACAUCUUGAUGGAAGAAUCGGCGCAGAUCCUCGAGGUCGAGACGUUCAUCCCGCUGCUCUUGCAGGACCCGGAUCAGGGCCGAAAUCGGCUGAAGCGCUGGAUCAUGAUCGGGGACCACCACCAACUGCCGCCCGUCGUCCAGAACCAGGCCUUCCAAAAGUACUCGAAUAUGGAGCAGAGUCUAUUCGCCCGCUUCGUACGACUUGGCGUGCCCACGGUGCUGCUGGAUCGACAGGGACGUGCCCGCUCGGAAAUCUCGGCCCUCUACUCGUGGCGCUACAAGGGACUCGGAAAUCUUCCGCACGUCGAAGCCCUGCCCGCGUUCCAGGCGGCCAACGCCGGCUUCGUCUUCCCGUUCCAGCUCGUCGACGUCGGCAAUUUCCAAGGGAAGGGAGAAUCGACGCCCAGCCCCUACUUCUAUCAGAACCUUGGCGAGGCCGAAUACGCAGUGGCCAUCUACACGUACAUGCGCGUGCUCGGGUACCCGGCAUCCAAGAUCUCCAUCAUUACAACGUACAACGGUCAGGCCCAACUCUUGCGCGACAUCGUGGAACGGCGCUGCAUCGCGAAUCCGCUGAUUGGUGCCCCGGCUAGGAUCUCGACCGUCGACAAGUACCAGGGUCAACAGAAUGACUUCAUCAUCCUCUCGCUCGUCAGGACGGCCAAUAUUGGACAUAUCCGUGACGUGCGUCGUCUCGUCGUGGCGCUGUCGCGUGCCCGUCUCGGGAUGAUCGUGCUGGGCCGAGCGUCGCUGUUCCGCAACUGCUACGAGCUGACGCCGGCUUUCACACAGCUAUGCGCUCGACCUCUGAAACUCCAACUGGUGCCCAGCGAGACGUAUCCGGCCACCAGAAAGGUCAGCGAGCCGCCGAAGAAGGAGGACGUCGUCCAGAUCGAGAACACGGAGCAGAUGUGCCACUUUGUGCAUCAGUUCUACUCGGCCAACAUGGAGCACCUCAUGGCCGAAUACGAGGCUAACAUGGCGGCCAUGCGCGAGGCGCGCAAGGCCACGCUCCCGCCCGAGCACGACCUCGACGGCGACGAGCCGGUGGAGACGGAGGAACAGAAGAAGCGCCGUGAGGCCAUCGAGGCCAAAAAGAAGGAGGAGGAGGACAAGAAACGGGCCGCCGAGACCGAGCACGACAUCCAGUUCGAGUCGAUGGACUUUGAACGGCUCGAAGAAAUCCCUAAAAUA
Molecule: messenger RNA, 4338 nt
Organism: Mesorhabditis spiculigera
Lineage: Eukaryota; Metazoa; Nematoda; Chromadorea; Rhabditida; Rhabditidae
Source: the annotation of a GenBank genome assembly